Corticium candelabrum is the source of this 1013-nucleotide messenger RNA. RefSeq names its product mitogen-activated protein kinase kinase kinase 20-like. The transcript is spliced from 2 exons. The record is from RefSeq and is a predicted model, not a curated record. Gene Ontology annotation, cellular component: cytoplasm; cytosol; nucleus. Lineage: Eukaryota; Metazoa; Porifera; Homoscleromorpha; Homosclerophorida; Plakinidae. Bases 315 to 857 code for a protein of 180 amino acids. Gene Ontology annotation, molecular function: eukaryotic translation initiation factor 2alpha kinase activity; ATP binding. Gene Ontology annotation, biological process: negative regulation of cytoplasmic translational initiation in response to stress; regulation of translational initiation by eIF2 alpha phosphorylation.
UUGUUCUAAUCGUUUGCUUGUUGAUGUGUGACUAAGUUGUUUGUACUGGAUAUUGGCGUGGCUGUCCUGUUGCAGUCAAACGUCUGUAUGACCACUUGGCUGCUGCUCCACGAUACGUUCACUUCGUGCAGCAAUGGGUGUAUGUAGCGAGGCGGUUGCAUCAUCCAAACAUUGCUGCUGUUCGUGGUCUCACUCUGGAGUUAGAAGAGAAGAAGGCAUGGAUUGUAAUUGAAUUACAGAGCGGGUCCACGUCUGGUGUUAUUGAUGCAUGUCAUGGCGACGUUGCGCCUCUCACUCUACGAGAAAAAGUCGACAUGACACACGAUACUUUGUGUGGACUCGACUACAUUCAUUCUAUGCAACCCAGAGAAAUUCUCCACGGUGACAGCUGUCCAAGGAACAUUGUCGUAACAGCAACGAUGAGAGCCAAACUUGGUGAUCUAAGAGCCAUUCGAUUCCGCGAUGCCUCAAUGUCAGUCAGUCUGGUCAGUCCACAAUACACAGCACCAGAGAGACUUGACGUUCCAGCUCAACCGAAAAGCACGAAGACCGACAUGUACAGCAUGACAGUGACGAUAUGCAAGCUUUUCACCUUCGUUACUCCUGAUCGUGACCAAAGAAAAGGUCAAGUCUUACUCAUCCGUCAGAGAGACGUCCGUUCCUUGUGUAAGCACUUGAUGAGUCAUGAUCCUGCCACACCACCGACAGCAGCAGAAGCUCGGGAUGUUGUCAGUCAAAUUUGUGAGACGGACGAGUAUACAGCGUGUCCUCCUAGACGAAUGGCAAUGGGUAAGAUGUACGGAAUCAGUGAAGUUGCUCUCGUUCAGCCACAUGUGGUGAAGCCCACGUGUCUUUGAAUUUUGUAUUUUAACCUGACACUGUGUAUACAUGCUAGAGUGUGUAUCGACGUAUGAAUAGCAGCAGACUUAGUCAUGAUUGUUGGAUUUGCAUUUUGCUGGUCAGGCAACUAGCGUUUUUAAUAAAACAGCGUGACUGUCAAAUACGUGUAAGAC